UGCUAUCUUGUUUAUUAAGUAAAUGCCAAUUAAUUAAUUAACAUUCAGUCAUAUACAUGGUGCACAACUCUCAGUCAAUUUAAGCAACAAAUGAACGUGUCCCACGUCCCAAUAAUACAAAACGAAUCAGAAAAAAAAUACCUUUUCAAUUUCCUUGAAUUAUUCAUUCUUGUAACCCCUAUAUAUGUAUGACCAGUUAGUCAUCACAAACAAUAUUAUAGCUAUAGGGCAAAAGCUAAGCUAACCAGUUGGUCAUCGCAAACAAAUAUUAUAGCUAUAGGACAAUCAUCAAAAGGCAAAAGCAAGCUUUUCGAUCAUCACGAUGGAGCACUCACCACAAUCAAACGACACUACCCUCUUCAACAGAGACUUCAGUUUGCGUCUUACAAACCAGAUUUUGGAAAAGGAAGCUUCAAAGGGCUCCAAUUUCGUGGCCUCUCCUUUAUCCUUACAUGUCAUGCUAAGCUUGAUUGCUGCAGGAUCAAAAGGCCAAACUCUGCAACAGCUUCUUCACUUUUUGGGUUCAACCAGUGUUGGUGAUCUGAAUCUGUUGUCUUUGAGGAUUAUCAAUCUGGCAUCCCCGGCUGAAAACCUCGCAGCAGGUGGUCCACUUUUGUCCUUUGUCAAUGGUGCUUGGCUGGAUCAAAAGUUCUCUUUGAAAUCGUCUUUUGAAGAGAUUGCAAGAAGUUCUUACAGAGCUGAGCUCAAGAGUGUGGACUUUGAAACCAAGGCUGAAGAAGUGGUAAAAGAAGUGAAUUCCUGGGCUGAAGCAGCAACCAAAGGGCUAAUCAAAGAUCUCCUCCCAGCUGGGUCCCUCGACAGUGAUACUGCACUUGUGCUUGCCAAUGCACUCUAUUUUAAAGGAGCAUGGGAUCAACAAUUUGACACCUCAUCCACUCAACUUCGAGAAUUUCAUCUUCUAAAUGGGCAAACUACUGUUCAAGUUCCUUUCAUGACCACUGGAAGGAAUACGCGCCAUCUUUACCGAUCAUUUGAUGGUUAUAAAGUACUUCAAAUUCCUUACCAAACGAGUCAAGAUCAUUCCCGCAAAUUUUCCAUGUACUUUUUCCUUCCGGUUGAAAAAGAUGGCCUGCACAACCUAAUCAAAAAGAAUAUUAAACUCAAUCCUGGUUUCUUAAAUCAACAAUUUAAUCUGCGGUUAGAGGAUGAUCUCUCUGAUUUUUGGAUUCCGAAAUUCAAAUUCUCCUUUCAAUUGGAAGCUUCAAAAAGCAUGAAGGAAAUGGGGCUUACACUACCAUUCCAGGCAGGGGAGCUUACAGAAAUGGUUGACAGUCCCAACGGUAAUCGAUUGUUUGUUUCAGAUAUAUUCCAUAAGUCCCAUAUUGAAGUGAAUGAAGAAGGGACUGAAGCCGCAGCUGUUACUGCCACCACUUUUGUGAAUUGCUGCCUCGGAAUUCCAACUCCACGCUUUGUAGCUGAUCAUCCUUUCCUGUUUAUGAUAAGAGAAGAAACUCAUGGGGUGGUGUUUUUUGUUGGAGCGGUGCUCAAUCCUCUCUUGGAGGCUUAAGGUCCCGAAAUAUUCUAGAAGUGUUUUUAUCUUUUAGGGUUUUUUUUUGUUUUUUUUAAAUGUUAAAUUAUGGCCUUGGGAAGAUACAGCUUUCUUGUUUUAAUUUCAAAUUAUUUCUAUUUAAAUAAUGUUAAGAUUGAGAGACAAAUUAAUAUGUCCUAUCUUGUUAUUUAUGUGCAUGCUUUUUCCGUCUCUUAAUUCAAUGCCACAUAUAUAGUAAUUAAACCUUUAAUUAGGACCACUAUUUUGAUGGAUGAACCAGUCUAGGAUUUCAGUAGAAGGGAAGCAUGAGCUGUAUAUCAUGUCUUGAUCAAAGUCCCGCAAUGGGAAAAAAUUGCUGAGCGAGAUAAUUAAUAGUUUCUUACCAUGCCGGUUUUUCCAGGGAAAGAGGGUUCAGUUGUCACAUUUUCUGGUUGAGAAACAACACAAAAGUUGCUAUAUUUUUACUGCUGCUUCCCGACUCGUCAGCACGAGAGGGGCUUCCCACAUUUUCAUGGCCCACAAAUUUAGAAAUGGUAUCCAAAUUGUCAAGGAACUCUGUCAGGCAUUUGCUUAUUGAUUGUUUGAAUUCUUCCACAUCUUGUUCGUACAAGAGACAGACCCCUAGAUUCUUGGCUGGCACGCCAGGGCGCUCGCUGCAGAUAUCAGUAGCUUUGGCCUUUCAACUCUGGAAACAACAAAGAACUAGGAAUUAAUAGCCAAAUGAAUCCACCUACAUAUGACCGCUUGAAUUUGUCUGACGGAUGUAGAUAUCAAACGCUAUAUAUGUAGCUUUGGCCUUUCCAACUCACUUUCUUGCUCUAGUAAAUGCAUGUAAUGUUCAACAGAUAUUAGGUGUAGGUGUUCAGUAGAUGAUUUGUCAUAUAAAUCUUGAGUAAGCUUUUGCACAUGAUCUUAAUUUGUUAGAUAUUACAUUCGGACCACAUGUCUAAUGUUUUAAGCUCCGUAUGGAUCACAUCCGAUCUGGAUCUCUGUUUGUUUGUUAUGGAUCAUGGAUAGUACUGCUGCCAGACUUUGCUACAUCCUUCCGGACCAUCAUGGCGUUGCUUCCUGUUUCUUUAUUAAUUAUCAUCUACGAUACGAAAUUUUGCAUCUGGAUCAUCAUACAUCCAUCGAGGCCAUGCAGUGGUUUAUUAUGCCAGCUUAAAUUCUUCCUCAACAUGCUGGUAUAGAAGAAGGAGACCACACUUAUGAGCCUCCCACCCUCAUGAUCUCUCGCUUGCAAAUGAAGCCUCAAUGAGAUUGCAGUUGUUCAGCUGAUCUCCAAACCAGAUACGUGGUAUAAAGGACGGCCACAUGAAUUCUACAUCAUGUGACAUGUUGAAGUUUUUAUGCAGGGGAUGCAGACUAACUCUCAGUUUCCAAGUUGCAAGCAAGCAAGGUAGUGAGGAAUUUGAUGAGGAUCAAACUCAGUUGUAUGCUCAAGUCUGAAAAAUAUGCAUAUAGCGCCAAUCCUAUCCAAGUAGCAUCGCUGCAUAGAUAUGGCAAAUGUAGUAGCAUUUGGAAUUGGACAAAUUGAUGUAGUAGCAUCCCUACAUAGUGAACAUAUUUUCUCUAUGAGACAAGUCGUUUCGACAAGGUUGUUGUUACGAAUUGUGAACCUUUGAUUGAUUUCUUUUGAAACCGCUUUGACAAUUUCCUGAAUAACCUCUGUCUCAUG
Messenger RNA from Ziziphus jujuba (common jujube), 3188 nucleotides. RefSeq names its product serpin-ZXA. NCBI's taxonomy places the organism in Eukaryota, Viridiplantae, Streptophyta, Magnoliopsida, Rosales, Rhamnaceae. The transcript has 2 exons. The record is from RefSeq and is a predicted model, not a curated record. Gene Ontology annotation, molecular function: serine-type endopeptidase inhibitor activity. The coding region runs from base 323 to 1528 and encodes 401 amino acids.